GGCAUCCCAACCCACCGACUGCCUGCGUUUCCCCUUCCCUUCCUUCCGCUUUUCCUCCUCUACCUACCGACCUACCUAGGGUUUCUCGCGAGGCCUCGCCGCGCUUGCGUCCCGCUCUCCCUCGCGACCGCGCCUCGGCUGGUUCGCCGCCUCCUCCCCGCCCGCCCGCCCGCUGCUGCAGGUACUACGAUAAGCAGUAGCUUCUUCAUCAAAGGUUUUGUGCAAAAUUAUGCGAUCUUCAUGGGCUGAUUCAGUUGCGAACGCCGAGGAAUCGGCGCCCGCGACUGGUGCUGCUUCUGCCCCUGCUGCUAAUCACCAGAACUCGCGCCCCACUCGCAGCGCAUACGUACCUCCUCACCUCCGCGGCCAAGGCCCAGCCCCAACUGCCGCUCCAACUGCAGCUCCAGGACCAGCUGCUGUCCAGUCCUCAGCUUCUGUACAGCCUUCUGGUUACGCAGCUGCUGUUGGUGGCUCUCGCUGGGCUGGUCCUGCCAGUGGUGGCGGUACCGGUGCUGUAGGUGGCCUGCGCCAGGGGGGUGGUGGUGGUGGUGGCCGUGGUGGUGGUUGGAACUCCCGCCCUGGGUGGGACCGCAGAGACCGUGAACCAAACCCCUUUGCCGAUAGCGAGGCAGAGGAAGCGGCAGAAGUUGAUUUUGAGAGUCAGGCCAACACUGGCAUCAACUUUGAUGCCUAUGAGGACAUCCCUGUGGAAACAAGUGGCAAUGAUGUGCCUCCACCGGUCAAUACUUUUGCAGAGAUUGAUUUGGGUGAUGCCCUGAAUGAGAACAUACGAAGGUGCAAGUAUGUGAAGCCUACACCUGUGCAGCGAUAUGCCAUUCCAAUCUCCAUUGCAGGGCGGGAUCUCAUGGCCUGUGCUCAGACAGGAUCCGGAAAGACAGCCGCUUUUUGUUUCCCUAUCAUUAGUGGGAUAAUGAAGUCAAGGCCACCACAGAGGCCAAGGGGAUCGAGGACUGCAUACCCUCUUGCAUUGAUUUUAUCCCCCACUCGUGAGCUAUCAGUCCAAAUUCAUGAAGAAGCAAGGAAAUUCGCAUACCAGACUGGUGUUAGGGUGGUGGUUGCGUAUGGGGGAGCGCCAAUACAUCAACAGUUGAGGGAACUGGAAAGGGGUGUUGAAAUCCUAGUGGCUACUCCUGGUCGGCUGAUGGAUCUGCUGGAGAGGGCUAGAGUAUCACUGCAAAUGGUGAAUUUUUUAGCUCUUGAUGAAGCUGAUCGAAUGCUUGACAUGGGGUUCGAGCCACAAAUUCGUAAAAUUGUUGAGCAGAUGGACAUGCCCCCACGUGGUGUGAGGCAGACAAUGCUGUUUAGUGCCACCUUUCCAAAAGAAAUACAGCGGAUGGCUUCAGAUUUCCUUGCCGAGUACAUCUUCCUUGCUGUUGGAAGAGUUGGUUCAAGUACUGAUUUGAUUGCUCAAAGGGUAGAGUUUGUCCUUGAAGCAGAUAAGAGAAGUUACCUCAUGGAUCUUCUCCAUGCCCAAAAGGCAAAUGGUGCUCAUGGGAAGCAAGCGCUUACUCUGGUCUUUGUGGAGACAAAGAGGGGGGCUGAUGCUUUGGAGAACUGGCUUUUUACAAAUGGGUUUCCUGCUACAAGUAUUCAUGGCGAUCGAUCACAACAGGAAAGAGAGUAUGCGCUUAGAUCUUUCAAGAGUGGAGCAACUCCCAUCCUUGUUGCAACAGAUGUCGCUGCCCGUGGACUCGACAUACCUCAUGUUGCCCAUGUCAUCAAUUUUGACCUCCCCAAUGACAUAGAUGACUAUGUUCAUCGUAUUGGACGAACAGGACGAGCAGGGAAGUCUGGCUUGGCAACUGCAUUUUUCAACGAGGGCAAUAUAUCACUGGCGAGGCCAUUAUGUGAACUAAUGCAGGAAGCAAACCAGGAGGUUCCUCCAUGGCUUGAGCGCUACUCUGCCCGCUCUUCAUAUGGAGGUGGUGGCAGAAACCGCCGAUCUGGCGGUGGCGCCCGAUUUGGUGGCCGUGACUUCCGCCGUGAUCACAGGGGCGGCGGCGGCGGCUAUGGAGGUGGAGGUGGCGGUGGCUACGGAGGCGGCGGUUAUGGCGGUGGCGGAUAUGGGGGUGGUCAAGGCGCAACGAGUUCCUGGGAAUGAUACUGAUUCCUGGCUGUCGCGAGAGCAACGAUGAUAUUCUAUUGAUUUCCCUGAAAACAUCUGAUGUGUUGGGAUUUGUAAUCACCCUGGUUGGCAUGGUGCUGGAAAAUGCGCCCUCUUACCCUUAAUUAAUUUAUGGAUGGUUGUCACUGCA
This is a messenger RNA of Oryza brachyantha (malo sina), 2276 nucleotides long. RefSeq names its product DEAD-box ATP-dependent RNA helicase 37. The record is from RefSeq and is a predicted model, not a curated record. Gene Ontology annotation, cellular component: nucleus. Gene Ontology annotation, molecular function: RNA helicase activity; RNA binding; ATP binding. Lineage: Eukaryota; Viridiplantae; Streptophyta; Magnoliopsida; Poales; Poaceae. The coding region runs from base 230 to 2122 and encodes 630 amino acids. The transcript is spliced from 7 exons.